AUGAGACCCGCAAUCGAGAUUUACAACGCAAGUUUUAACCGGCUGAAGAUUUCCAGCCGUCUUCUUGGUGCUGGUCUUUGGGAGAAAUAUGACGGUUUUAAUUGGGGACGAAUAAGGAGUGUGACGCAGAUAUUUCUGUUUCUGGCUUUACACAUUUGGACGGGAUACAAGUACCGACAUAGUGCGCUCGAGAUGCUGGAGACCCAAUCGCUCAUCUGGACCGGGGCGGCGCUUAUGAUCAAAUACUUUACGAUGAUACGGAAUGGUGAACCAGUCCGCGAGCUGACCAACAAAAUUGAAUCGGAGAUGUACAUGAAGUAUUCGGAAACGUCCAACGAAUAUCCGGUGGUGUGGAAGUAUAGUCGUGUGCUGUAUUAUGGCGGAUAUAUCAUGAUGGUGGGCUACUUUUCAUCGCUGUCUCUCAUUUUCGUCAAUCCAUUGUUCAUGUACUUUACCGAGGGUCGUAUAAUGUUGCUAUUUUUCUGUGAAAUCCCGUUCGUGGAUUGGACUGUAAUGAGAGGAUACUGGCUCACGAUUACGUUGCAGUUUGCAUUCUACUGCACCGGGGUCUGUGGGUUGAUUUUGGUCGAUUACUUGUGUGCCUAUUUCACCAUCAAUGGGUUACUUUACGUGGACAUUUUGCGCUUCCACCUGGACGAGCUGAGUGAGCUGUUGCGUGACACUAGCUAUCAAAUGCGAAAAGAAACGGAUGUAAUCGAGAAGGUUAAUCGUAAAUGGAGACAUUCUCUGGCAGAACAUCAGCAGAUUGUGGAAUAUUUUGAUAAAUUUUCCGACUUGUGGAGUAUGAUCAACCUAGCUCAAGUGGGCUGCAGUGUGUUCGGAAUUUGCGCCAAUAUGCUGAUAAUUUUUCUCACCGAUUGGUACGCAGCGUAUCCCAUAAUCUUUGCCCUGUUCAUUGAUCUCACGGUUCAUUUUGUGUUGGGAGCUGUCAUUGAGCGAAAGGUCGACGAUCUGCACAUCAGUUUGAUUUAUUUUCCUUGGUAUUUACUUGACGAUCGACGGCAGAAGGAAUACAAGCUGCUUUUGCUACGAGCGCAACAGCCAUCCGGUAUGUCGAUCGCUGGACUUACACCGGUAAAUUACGAAACCUACACACAGAUUAUGAAAAUGCUAUAUCAGGUGUUUGCACUCGCAAUGAAUGUUUUGAAGUAG
Molecule: messenger RNA, 1173 nt
Organism: Anopheles marshallii
Lineage: Eukaryota; Metazoa; Arthropoda; Insecta; Diptera; Culicidae
Exons: 5
Coding region: 1-1173 (390 amino acids)
Biological process (GO): detection of chemical stimulus involved in sensory perception of smell; sensory perception of smell
Cellular component (GO): plasma membrane
Molecular function (GO): odorant binding; olfactory receptor activity
Source: RefSeq, a predicted model, not a curated record